Molecule: messenger RNA, 2368 nt
Organism: Diachasma alloeum
Lineage: Eukaryota; Metazoa; Arthropoda; Insecta; Hymenoptera; Braconidae
Exons: 6
Coding region: 376-1518 (380 amino acids)
Cellular component (GO): dystrophin-associated glycoprotein complex; sarcolemma
Source: RefSeq, a predicted model, not a curated record
AAAGUGCUGGGCACUUCUUUGAAGCGCAAACGGAUACAAGUAAGGAGGAGGGAUCUGGUGGGGCUCGUCUCCUGUUUCCCAAGUAAUCCAAGUCUUAGUUGUCACCGUGACGUCCAACGAGGCUCAGUUCAUCAGUAUUUAUUGCUUAUCUAAAAACAUUAAUAUUAAUUAAAUAAUUCAUCAAUUCGAGUCGUAAAUAAAUGUAGUAGUGAAGAGGAGCAAGAGGAGUCAGUGAAUUUGAAGUAAUAGUUUUUGAAGGAUAUUUCAGAUCUCAAGGAGAGCAGUCAAAUUUUUUGGAAAUAACUUUAAGACAGCGCUGAUUUUCUUAUACUAAAAGAUGCAAUUAAAUUGAAGUGGCACCGGAUAUUUCAAAGAAUGCCGGAGGAGAUGCGCGCGCAUCCCGGCGCCGGUUUGAAUGGCUUUUCUCAGGUGCAACAGGACGAUGAGGCGCCGGCGGGUCAGUGCAAUGGUAGGACUCGGCCCGUCAGCUUCUACGAUAAUUACAAGGACGUGUCAGCAAUGCCGCCGUGCGUAACAUCCGCCGCGAGUGUAGGUAACUUGAAUCAGGUGCGAGAGAACGGGGCCACUACCACGAUAACACUGGUUGCAAGUGCAACGAGUGUUGGUAAUGUGUCGAAGAUUCAGGGGAAUAAUCGAGCAACAGGUCACAUUGCUUGGAUGGAACCUGACAAUACAAGAGACAAUAAGGAUCUCGACAAAGCGCCGACGAUGACCAAUUGUUUGUCGACGACCGUUCCCGUCAACUUGGCCGCGUCACAAAUUGCCGGCAGACAUACACCGACAAGAAGUUCGCUAAGGCACAGUCGCAUGAUCGUUAUGCAUCGGAAUGGAAAUGCAGUAAGGAAGUCAAGACCACCUCUCCUCAGGCAUAGAAAAUUAGCUAGAACCCUGGCAGCAGUGCAGACUAUUUUGGGUAUUGCUGUGACCUCCUUAGCCCUCUGGUUACUUCUAUGGUCACCAAACCUACCUCUAAGCGACAACCCACAUUGGAGUGGAAUGCCAUUAUUACUCUCAGGGGGCUUUGGAAUAUGCCUCCUCUGCUGUUUCAAGAAAGAAUACCCUGGAAUGAGUCCAGGAUUCUGCCUCUCGGCAACCAAGACUAUUAGUGUUUUCUUAUCAAUAUUAGCGACAUUAGCCUGUUUACUUGCCUGUAGUGCUGCAAUUAUUCACCUGGCAAAACUCAGUGGUCUUGAGUGCACCCCAGCACGAGUGAGAAAUGCCACGUGUGCCUGCCGACCAAAAAGUGAAAUUGCUAGUCCCGCAGAACCUGUUCUGAAAUACGUAGAUCUCAACUGUCCUGAGGUCGAAGGUAUUCUAACAAUUCUGUUAAUCCUAUCAGCCUGCUGCAAUGGACUGGGGACAAUCAUUGCUGGAUGGUAUUUGUACCUUCACUGGAGCACCCGAGAUAAGAGGCCAAAGUACAUUAAAGUGAGAACAAGUAAUCCAAGUGUUCUUGACUCUAGACCAAUUUACAAUCCAAACUUACACAAUCGAUGACACGAUCCACUCAAGGAUUAAUUUAAUGACUAUGUGAGCUCAGUAUUUUAGAUAUUAAAGGUAUAAAUGCGCUCAGGGUGAUUUGUAAAUUGAUGGGUGAAGCCGAUUGAGUUUGUUAGAUGCAUUGAUUUUUAAAUGAUUCCUGUAAUGAAUGAUUCAAGUUGAAAUGUCGAGAGACCUUUAUCCGCGAUUAGUGAGAGCAGUAAAAAAAAUUCUUAUUAAAAUACUGAGAAUUCAAAAUAUUCUCAGUAUAAAUUGACCAGAAAUUGGCAAUAAAUUUUUCUUCCUAUUUAUUCAUAGAGUCCUAAGAAAGAUGAAUGGAUAUAAAAUGGCGAUCGUAAAAGCGAUGUUGCUCCCUUUCGAGGCCAUUUUGUGAGCUAACAUUUUUUGCAUUCAAUACUUGUUACUUUCUGCAUAGAUCCUUAAUUUCUCUGAUAAGGAAUCAUUGGUUUAAUAUUAAGUAAAUAAUUUUUGUCUUGUAAUUUCUUUUUAUAUUAAAUUUGACGAUCACAUCAUUCAAUCAAUUAAAAUAUGAAUCUCUAACAUUCAUUGUUUUACAUUUUUAUCAAGCUAAAAUUCAAUGUAAUACUUGUGACGUAUUUAGAUCCCUCAGCCAAUCACAGAUAACCUUUUUCGAUAAAAAAACAUUCUUUGGCGUUCUCAUAGAACUUCAAUUGAGCUCUGUAUGGAAUCUAUACAGAAUUUAAAUAUGUGAAAAACACUACUCUCCAGGCAAGAAAAAUAAUUGCAUUGUAAAAAUAUACAUAUAUGUAUAUAAUAUACUAUAGAAAACUUCUAAUAAAAUAAGUGGUAAUAAAUUCACUUAUGAGGUAUAAGAAUUACGUUAACG